AUGGAGUGUGGGCCACCUGCUGCCCUCCAGCCCCACCUGGCUGAGCCACCUGGCCCUGCCCACUGCCCGGUGGCCAUGUGCCAGCAGGAGAGCCUGCCCUUUGCGGAGCUGCCCACCUUGCAGCCCCCAAGCUCUUUGUGUCUGGAUUUCUUUCCUGUUGCCCCAGAGGAGCUGUGUGCUCCUGGCAGCCGCUGGUCCUUGGGGAUUCCUGCCCCACUCCAAGGACUGCUAUGGCCACCAUCCCCAGAAAGCCCAGACACUGAGGUUCCUAGCAUUGGGGGGAUGAGGCCCAGCAGGGCUGGCAGCUGGCCACACUGUCCCAACGCCCAGCCCCCAGCUCUGGAGGGACCCUGGAGACCCCAGCACUCCCAGCCACAGCGCAGGGCCAGCCACGGCUCAGAGAAGAAGUUGGCCUGGCGCAAGAUGCGGGUGUACCAGCGUGAAGAGACCUCUAGCAGCCCCGAGGACCAUCCUGUCUUCCUGGAGCCAGACCAGAUGCAGAGGGAACAGGCCCUGAGGCCCCAGGAGCCUAGGCCAUUGGAGCAGUCCAGGCCCACCUGCGUGAGCCUCGAGGGACCUGAGCGAAGGCGCUUCUCAGCCUCUGAGCUCAUGACUCGGCUGCACUCUUCCCUGCGCCUGGGGCGGAAUUCAGCUGCCAGGGCCCCCGGCCUGGGCACUGCCGCAGCCCGUGAAGAAAAAGCAGGUGCAAAGGAGUCACGAAGUAUGAUGAAGGUGGACAGCAUGAUGCUACCAGCCUCUGCUGACCCGAGCGAGGGCCCUGACGACUGGCCCAAGCCCAGGUUGGACACGCAGGAAGAGGCCCCUCUCAGUUCCAAGAGCUCCAGCGAGAGGCGCCAGUCUCGGUUUCUCCUUAACUCCGUCCUCUACCAGGAAUACAACGACGUGGCCAGCGCCCGCGAGCUGCGGCGGCAACAGCGCGAAGAGGAGGGCCCGGGGGACGAGGCGGAGAGCGCGGAGGAGGGGCCCGGGCCGCCGCGCGCCAACCUCUCCCCCAGCAGCUCCUUCCGGGCGCAGCGCUCGGCGCGCGGCUCCACCUUCUCGCUGUGGCAGGACAUCCCCGACGUGCGCGGCAGCGGCGUCCUGGCCACGCUGAGCCUGCGUGACUGCAAACUGCAGGAGGCCAAGUUCGAGCUGAUCACAUCGGAGGCCUCAUACAUCCACAGUCUGUCGGUGGCCGUGGCCCACUUCUUGGGCUCAGCUGAGCUGAGUGAGUGUCUGGGGGCACAAGACAAGCAGUGGCUGUUCUCUAAACUUCCAGAAGUCAAGAGCACCAGCGAGAGGUUCCUGCAGGAGCUGGAGCAGAGGCUGGAGGCUGACGUGCUGCGCUUCAGCGUGUGUGAUGUGGUAUUGCACCACUGCCCAGCCUUCCGUCGCGUCUACCUGCCCUAUGUCACCAACCAGGCCUACCAGGAGCGCACCUACCAACGUCUGCUCCUGGAGAACCCCAAGUUCCCUGGCAUCCUGGCUCGCCUGGAGGAGUCUCCCGUGUGCCAACGUCUGCCUCUCACCUCCUUCCUCAUCCUUCCCUUCCAGAGGAUCACCCGCCUCAAGAUGCUAGUGGAGAAUAUUCUGAAACGGACAACACAGGGCUCAGAAGACGAAGACAUGGCCACCAAGGCCUUCAAUGCACUCAAGGAGCUAGUGCAAGAAUGCAACGCCAGUGUGCAGUCCAUGAAGAGGACCGAGGAGCUCAUCCACCUGAGCAAGAAGAUCCACUUUGAGGGCAAGAUCUUCCCGCUGAUCUCCCAGGCCCGCUGGCUGGUUCGGCAUGGAGAGCUGGUGGAGCUGGCACCCCUGCCCGCAGCACCCCCAGCCAAGCUAAAACUAUCCAGCAAGACGGUCUACCUGCACCUCUUUAACGACUGCCUGCUGCUCUCCAGGAGGAAGGAGCUGGGGAAGUUUGCUGUUUUUGUGCAUGCCAAGAUGGCCGAGCUGCAGGUGAAGGACCUGAGCCUGAAGCUCCAGGGCAUCCCUGGGCACGUGUUCCUGCUCCAACUCGUCCACGGUCAACACACCAAGCACCAGUUGCUGCUGAGGGCCCGGACCGAGAGUGAAAAACAGCGAUGGAUCUCCGCCAUGUGCCCCUCCAGCCCCGAGGAGGACAAGGAGGUCAUCAGUGAGGGGGAAGACCGUCCCCAGGUGCAGUGUGUCAGGACCUACAAGGCCCUACAGCCAGAUGAGCUGACCCUGGAGAAGACAGACAUCCUGGCAGUGAGGACCCGGACCAGUGACGGCUGGUUGCAGGGCGUCCGGCUGGCUGAUGGUGAGAAGGGGUGGGUGCCCCAGGCCUACGUGGAAGAAAUCAGCAGCCUGAGCGCACGUCUCCGGAACCUCCGGGAGAACAAGAGAAUCACCAGUGCCACCAGCAAACUGGGGGAGCCACCCGCGUGA
Messenger RNA from Elephantulus edwardii (Cape elephant shrew), 2412 nucleotides. RefSeq names its product Rho guanine nucleotide exchange factor (GEF) 19 (gene ARHGEF19). The transcript has 15 exons. Bases 1 to 2412 code for a protein of 803 amino acids. Gene Ontology annotation, molecular function: protein binding; guanyl-nucleotide exchange factor activity. The record is from RefSeq and is a predicted model, not a curated record. NCBI's taxonomy places the organism in Eukaryota, Metazoa, Chordata, Mammalia, Macroscelidea, Macroscelididae. Gene Ontology annotation, biological process: regulation of actin cytoskeleton organization; activation of GTPase activity.